UUGACGUUAGUAGUGAUAGCUUCAAAGAUUAGGCCAAUGGGCCUGUCAAAGAUUUUUAGCGCUGUAGAAUUUUCACUGCUUGUGGAUCUCACUCAACCAAGCCACUGUAAUGCUUCUGAUCUGUUGCUGAGAUAAAAUGGACACUGAGAUAGAGAUAUAUUUUUAAAUGCUGGCUGAUGCUGGCAGGGUGAUUGUAUUUUUAACAAGCAGCUAUACAUGCACACAUUAUAAUGAUUGCCAGCAUUGCAGUUGAAAUGUAUAUGCUAAAUGGUUGUUAUUGUGCCCUUUUGCUCUGUGCAAAUGUCUGUGUCAAUUGAUCAAAUUGAGAUCACCCUGUGUUGAUUAAGCCAUCCAUUGGAUGCAAAAAGAUCAUUUUGCAAAGGAAAAUUCCCCAAAAACCUGCAUCUUCCUGUGAGAGUAAAUCUAACCCAGUGCAGGUGGAAAUUUGCUAUGAACCAGUUUUUCUCCAAAUGAUGCUGUGGUUAAAUAUUGAGUAGAAUCUUCCUUGUUUUGACCCCUGAUUGUCAGCUGGUUUAAGCUCAAACAUUUUCUAGAACUAAUCAUUUAUUGGAGUUUACAGGUUAAUUUAAAUUUUACUGUAAUACGUACUCAUCACAAGCUUUAAAAUGGAAAUAUCCCGCAAAGAAGCUUUUCUUUUUCUUGCUCGCUUGUCAGUGGCUGCUGCUUUCUCCUACUACACAAUCAAGUUGAUGAGUUCUUUAUUAGACCCCACAUCUAAACAAAAGCAGCAGAGCUCCAAAAAAGCUCAAGAACUUCUCAAGAAACUGGGAGUUAGUAAGGACACCAAGUUAAAUGAGUAUGAGCACAUCAUAGCCAGCCAGCUGGUACUGGGGCAGAGCUUAGAUGUUGGAUGGCAGGAUGUGGCGGGACUGCAGAGCCUCAUCAGAGAGCUGCGCCAAACUGUCAUCUUGCCUGUUCAGAUGAGUAGCAGGCAUUCCAGUCGCCUUAUCAAGCCUCCUAAGGGAGUGUUGCUUCAUGGACCUCCUGGCUGUGGUAAGACAUUGCUGGCUAAGGCCGUGGCUCGAGAAGCGGGUUGUCGCUUCAUCAACUUGGAUGUGUCAUCCCUCACUGACAAGUGGUAUGGGGAGUCUCCUAAACUUGCCUCUGCAGUCUUCACACUUGCAACUAAAAUUCAACCUUGUAUCAUCUUCAUUGAUGAAGUAGACUCGUUUCUGCGUGUCCGCGCUACGGGUGACCAUGAGGCCACCGCAAUGAUGAAGGCUCAGUUCCUUCAACAAUGGGACGGCCUCAACACCGACCAUGACGCCAUCGUUAUCGUCAUGGCUGCCACCAACAGACCUCGUGAUGUGGACAGAGCCAUACUGAGGAGGCUGCCUGCCGCCUUCUAUGUCACUCUGCCUGGGCUGGAGCAGCGCGAAGACAUCUUGAAGCUCGUGAUGCGCUCUGAAGCCAUGGCGCCCUGCGUUGACCUCCACGUUGUUGCCACCAAGACGGAGAGCUUCUCUGGCUCUGACCUACGGGAGCUCUGCAGGAACGCUUCUGUUUAUCGUCUUAGGGAAUUCAUGUCUGACCCAGAGAGCGACUCUGAGUUCUACGCUGCCAAUGAGAGCCUGGAUGUAAAUGCAACCUCAGAUAAUGCUCAUGUUACCGAAUUACGGCCCGUCACCAUGCAUGACUUUGAGAUGGCUUUGAAGUCCAUGCGGAAGUCCCGGGUGCUCGACGUCAGCGCUGCCGAGCUCCUCAAACUGGAUCUUGAUUAACAAGAUCUGAUGAUGAUUUUUAUUGCCAAAGCCUUUAAUUGUUGGAACAGUCUGCGAGGCAGAUAUAUUAAGAAAGAUUAUUGUCUAUGAAUAUCAAUUUUCAUUCGUUGGCGUUUUCUCUGCAUAAAAUUCAUGAACAUCUCGCAAUUAAUUGUUCAGAAAAAAACGUGAAGCCUUUUUGGGUUGAGUAGUUCUUCCAGCUUUGUAUAGAAAAUGCUUAGCCAUUAUCCUCUUGUGGUUGUAAUUAGUGAUGAAGUUUCCUAAUUAUUAUAUGAAAGUGGAAAAACACGUGGGCACAAUGUUCAGUGGAAAAUGAUAGUUCUUAUAUUGAUUUAUGUAGCUGUUGUGUUUCGUUUUUUUUUUGCAACUAGAAUUUAUCAUGCUUGAUUUUUAGUAGCAUGAAUGCACAUUUCGUGCUGCAUACCUAGUUAAUCUUCUACACGGAACAAAGUCAUUCAUGUAAUUAGCAAGAAACAUUGUUAUCCCAAUUAUUGAAAAUACAACCAACUUUUGUGCGUUCCAUGAGUUCGGGAUACGGUAGUAAGUGUGAAACAAUUGAUUUUUUCAGACUUUGCCGUAUCCAAUUUGAUGUAAAUUCCACGCUAGCUAUCUAUUUUCGUCAACGAUAAGGCCCUAUUCGAUAAGAUAAGGAAAUUCUAUUCGUACAGCGAAGAAAGGAUCCAAAAAUUUGGCAGGCAUUAUUCACUUCAUUAUCAUAGCUCAGAAUUUGGAGUUGGUAUGUCGGGCCUUCUGCACUUGACUGACGACGCUUAAACUGAUUAGAUCAGCAGUCUGAAGCAAAUGAAGAUCAUUAGGGCUCGUGAGUUCCACGCAAGCAGGCGUAAAACAAUUAAAGUUGCGACAUCCUCUCCAGGGAGUUCAGUUCUAAGUCUGCUGUUUCUAGCAGAUAUGUUUUACCCUGGGCCAGUUCAACAAGUCUCGUAGAUUUUAUUGAACAGAUGUUGGUACAUGAAGAUUUUAAUAGUUAGGAUCGGAAGUGGUUGUUCUUUUUGACAAGAUGAAGAUGAUAUUUCUCCCCGUUUAUGUCGUUCCUCACGGUCGAUAUACUGCAAUACUGGUGCUCUUAAAUUUUGUUAUUGUUGAUUUCCUGCUAUUGUUGACCAUUUUUUUGUAAAUAUUGUUGCUGCAAGACACUUGUAUAGGAACAGGAACCUGUGGAAAUAAUGUUGUGCAGUUAAUUGUAUUGUUCGACGAUUCGAGCAUUCUGACCGAAUGGAAUUUUGUGACAUAAAUAGUUAGCAGAA
Messenger RNA from Hyalella azteca, 3007 nucleotides. Its product is annotated as outer mitochondrial transmembrane helix translocase. Gene Ontology annotation, molecular function: ATP binding; ATP hydrolysis activity. Lineage: Eukaryota; Metazoa; Arthropoda; Malacostraca; Amphipoda; Hyalellidae. The coding region runs from base 627 to 1742 and encodes 371 amino acids. The record is from RefSeq and is a predicted model, not a curated record. The transcript has 8 exons. Gene Ontology annotation, cellular component: mitochondrial outer membrane.